This is a messenger RNA of Penaeus monodon (black tiger shrimp), 2364 nucleotides long. RefSeq lists its product as uncharacterized. The coding region runs from base 66 to 2351 and encodes 761 amino acids. Gene Ontology annotation, cellular component: Golgi apparatus. Lineage: Eukaryota; Metazoa; Arthropoda; Malacostraca; Decapoda; Penaeidae. The transcript has 5 exons. The record is from RefSeq and is a predicted model, not a curated record. Gene Ontology annotation, biological process: protein O-linked glycosylation via mannose.
CUGUUGCUGAGAUCGGCAUCAUGUUAAGAUUCAGCGCUCGUCGAUUCCACUGCUGACCGCUCAUUAUGAACUUCGGCGUGUGGCGCGAUGUGGUGGGCUGGGUUCCAUGGGCGUGGCUGUGGCGGCGGGGCCUCGUGCUCCUGCUGGUGGGCGUGGUGGGCGUGAGCUUCCUGGUGCGGGAGCGCUCCCAGCUGAGAGGCUCCAUGCCCGUCGAGAGGUCCUCCGAGGUCGACUUCACGGCGCUGGAGGAGGCCGAGGCGUCGCCGGGGCUCACCACGCCAGGGCCGGUGGGCGGGAGCAGCGAAGAGGCGGCUCCCGACGUCCCCUGCGUCAGCCCUUCGCCGGUCCCUGCUCCUCCGCCGUCCCCGUGCCCUCUGGAUGUCCUGCAGGAGACGCCGCAGCCUUGUCCUGACUGCCCCGAGUGCCCUGCGUGUCCGGACUGCCCCUCGGUUCCUCCUCCGCCCCCUCCCCCCACGUGCCCGCCCUGCCCGAAACCCAUCCGGUGCCCCCUCCCACUGCUUAUCGAGGAGAAGGGCGCGGCGUCCCCGUCCCCUUCCCCUUCAAGGACGUCUUCCACCAGCUCUGCCGUGGCCGCCGUGCCCCCCGAGGCUCCCUCCUGCCGCCCCGGGCCAGAGGCGCUGCAGAAGGCCUACCGACGGCGCCUGGCGAAGACUCUAGCUGACCUGCAGAGGCAGAUUUCACGCCUGGCUGGCCGGCGGGCGGUGGUGGACGCCAAGUGGUCGCUCGUGCUGCGGGGCCUCGUUCAGGAGCUCGACCCUCACGCCUCCUCCUCCUCGAACGUCUCGUGGGACUUCUCGGCUCGCCUUCCGUCCAGUCCGCCCCCCUCCUCGGCCUCCUCCCCCGCGCCCACUCCCCUGCGUGGCCGCCACGUGUGCCCCGAGGUCUACCUGGGACGCCGCUACGAUCACCCUUACAACCAGCAUGGCAUGGAGACGACCAACUGCACGGGCGUCGCUCCUUUCCGCAGCGUCCUGACGGUUCUGCUGCCGGCGAGGUCGUGGGCGUCUGAGGACCUUGGAUUCAUCGUGGCGCGCAUCAGGACGCUGUACGACAUCCCCAUCGUGGCCAUACGAGCCGAGAGACCGAGCGAGGACCAGCGCGACGCCGGCGUCCGAUACCUCUCAGCCCCAGCCAACGCCUCUGACGCAGAUCUUCUCAACGAAGCCGUGAAGCUGGUGGAGACGCCCUUCGUGCUGCUGGCGGAGUCGCUGGCGCACUUCAGCAACCAGUCGUCGCUGGAGCGCCUCGUGCGGGUGCUGGACGACCUGGACCACGUGCAGGUGGCCGGGGGCGCCGCGAGGGACACGCAAGGCCACUGGAGCCACGGCUGUCUGCAGCAGCACAUGGCCAACUACCAGGCCAAGUACACAAUGGGCUACUACCACUCCAAGUACGAGUGCAUGUACUGCGACGACCUCCUGACCCCCUUCGUCACCAGAACCAAGCUGCUUCACUCGCUCGCCUUCAGUGCCGGUCUCAGCGGACAGGCUGUGUACCGAGACUGGUUCGCCAAGGUGCGCGGCGCAGGCCACCUGGCCGUGCUCUGCCCCGACGUCAUGUUCUUCGUCGGCGGCCACGUCAACAUGACGGCCGACGACUGGCUCCCCGUGGCCCGCCGCUGGGUCCUGCAGAAGGUGACCUCCUUCUCGGGCGAAACCUUCCUGUUCCCGUGCGAGGACGUGGGCAUCAAGUGCACCAACAUCAAGGCGAUAACCAAGUGGUACUUGCUGCCGCCGUGCUGCCUGGACGUCGCCAUGGAGGACGUCCGCGUUCUGGUGGACUUCGCCGAGCGCGAGGGCCUCGAGUACGAGCUGCAGGCGGGCUCCGUCCUCGGCGCCCUCAAGUUCGGGUCGUACCUCCCCUGGGACAUGGACCACGACGUGUACGUGGAGUGCAAACACUUCAAGAAGUGGACCCAAAAGUUCGGCGCCAUCGUCAAGGGCAGGAACUGCACGCCGAAGGUCAAGUACAAGAACGUGUUCCUCAAGAUCAUCUGCCCUUCGUUCACCAUGGACAUCUUCUGCCGGGACGCCCUCAGCAGGAAGUUCCUCCCGAAGGAGUACGCGGACACACCCACAUCCAUCCUGUACGGCGGCCACUGGACCAAGGUCACGGCCAACCCCGGGCUCUUCGCCAGAAACAGCAUUGGCCUGGAGGUCCUGAAGCAUGUGCAGCACUCCAGCCACAUCCUCAACGCCCAGAAGCGGAGAGGCACCAGCGCCGCCCCCGUCGGGAGGCCGGGCACGUGGCUCAGGUGUAAGACCCCCAACCACCACGCGUGCCUUGACAGGUUCCCCGCCGACGGAAACCUUCCUUUUGUCUUCCCGUGAAUGGGUUCGGUCA